This is a messenger RNA of Amyelois transitella, 1547 nucleotides long. RefSeq lists its product as uncharacterized. The transcript has 4 exons. NCBI's taxonomy places the organism in Eukaryota, Metazoa, Arthropoda, Insecta, Lepidoptera, Pyralidae. Bases 213 to 1547 code for a protein of 444 amino acids. The record is from RefSeq and is a predicted model, not a curated record.
AGCUAGAGAAGAAACAUUUCUUAUUACUUAUCCAAAACUAUUAAACAACUGACCAUAGCCAUAAAAUGAGAUAUGAUUUAUAUGGCUUUUUUAUUAUCAGAUUCAAAGUCCGGUCGAAUCAACAGAGCUUUUACCUUUUUAUACUAGUUUAAAGUUAGUGAUGUCGAUAGACCUAAGAAUAAAGGGGAAUUUAUUUUAAUAAUUUUAGGGAAAUGGCCAGCAAUGAAGAAAUAGAACGCAUUAUUGACAGUUUAGCAUUUGAAGUGGAAGCGGUCCCACAAAAUAAUAUUUUAGAAGUUUCUGGAACCUCCAAAGCAACUCCCUUGAACCUCAAAAUUAGAGUUCGUAAAAAAGAUGAAGCAUUGUUCAAGCAGGGCGUUGUGUCAGUUCCCAAACUUGGACACUCAAAAAAAUCUCCAGAAAAAAUCAGACUAGUCAGCAGCGACCAAACUGUUCUGUCAUUUAAAGUAUUUGUAGAUACUGAUCCAGACAAGAAACCUGUUAAGAAGCGGAAACGGUUUUUUGGAGGAUGUUUAAGUUCAGAAGAUAAUGAGGAUGAUACUUAUAUGGAUAGUAGUAAAAUUGUAGCGACCAAAUCUAGUGAAAUUGUAAAACAUAAUUUUGGUCUGUCCAAAAAUAUUCAGGAUAUGCAGCUUCACACACAAAAACCAACUAUGUUUUUUGGAAAAACAUGUAAACCAGGUGGAUGUUUGGACCCCCCUUUUGAUGAAGAAAUAUAUUCAUAUGAACCAAAAGCAUGUAGCAAAAUUUCAGUUCAAAGUAACACAGAAAUAAAUAAACAUGAUUCGACUACUUUACAAUACCCAUAUAUAGAUACUAAGUAUUCCGAUAUGUACAUUACUAAUUCUUCCAGUAAAAUGGGUAAGGAAAAUAAUGUCAUUGAAAAAUUAAGUGGAAGCCAUUCUCCUGAAAGGGAAAAUAUCAAGGAUAUUCAACGUAACGAGUCGGAUAAUAAUAUUUCAGAAAGUUAUACUUCUGAUAGUAAAAAAAUAUUGACGAAACUUUACCCUGGUGAAAUAGUAACUGAAAAAUCUAGAGAUUUAGACUUAGAGAUUGAGUCAAAAAACAUGUUAAGAUCUGGGAAAGACAAUGAUGAUGACGAAAAUAAAAGCAUCUCUGAGAUUUCGCUUCAGAAUAAACACAUAAAAGAUAAUGAGUUUAUAGAUGUAUCAGAAGAACACAAAGAUAUUUUAGGAUUGGGUAGCGACAAUAUUGAUUUACAAAGUAAAACAAAUCCAUCAUUACAAAAUAUACAAGAUAAUGACGAAAACGUUGUUACUACUUGCUUGAAAGCUGGAGGAGCAUUAACAAUUCCUAUUUUAAUGGCAGGAGUUGCUAAACAAAUUACCACAACUAAUCACCACAAUGGUGAUCUAUCAAAUGAAAACGAGCCCUCCGACAUAAAUAAAGAAAUUCAAAAAAAUGUUAAUGAACAUUUAAACAAAAAUGAACAAUCUUUUCUGAUAAAUUCUAACGGAGGUAAAAAAAUUGUAACUGAUUCUUUAUCACUGAUAACAAAGAACUAA